AUGGAGUUGUCGCGGUGCCGAAUGCGCCGUGUCGGAUGCAACGCCCUCAAAAACUGCUUCUACUGCACUGUGGGGUUGAUUUGGGCUGAUGGGGAUUGCGUCUUCAUCACCCCCCUCCAACAGCCGAAAAAUCAGCAAGCCGUUCAUGGAGCUGGCGGACAUAUCCACGGUGCUCACCAUCAGGUUCACUUCUGCGGACACCAAGUUCUUGGACUGUUCCGGACGGUGCAUGGCUUGUGCUAUAGCAGUCCGAAGAAGUGGCCGCCGUGCAUUUCUGUCCUGGCUGAACGCGUGGACGAUGGGUCACUGGAAUUGUCCAUUUGGAGGAUGAAUGUGGCAGUCGCCGGUGGCGUCUCUUUCUCAAAGUGGAGUGUUCUUGCUCUGCCUCAACUGCCAGUGCUUCAAGGAUGUUUGUGGCACCCCGAGCGAAGCGUGUUCUGUCUCGUCUUUAAAGAUUCGGCAAAGAUAUACGUUAUCAACGAGGAAAGUAGCGACCUGCAAGAGGUGAAGACUAUCACCCCAUUCGCGGGGUCGCGGUUCGUCUGCGGCACGUGGAGCAAGAACGGGAAGCGACUUAUCUUAGCCACGGAGUCGACGCUAGUGUUCUAUAACAUCCCGUGUGCGGACAUGGAGCAAGCUGAAAUGGAGGUCAUUCUCGGUCUCGAACGGGUUUGUUGCAUCGAAAGCAUGGACGGCGAACGGUUUGUUUGCACGGUGGAGUUGCCCAUAGACUCAAUGGUUGCCCGCAGCCGCUCCGAUAGAUGUCUGAUUGAUCAACAGACAGGACACUCGAGGAGCGGCCUGGAUUCCAUCCUAGGCAUGCACGGUGAAGGAAUAGAGGGAAGUUCCCAACUGUUUCUUCUACAAUGGAACCCGGAUACGGAUAAACCAGAAGUCCGUAGCUGGGACGAGCUCUAUGGAAUCCUAUCCCCCGAUCUUCUUGCUGUGGAGCCACAGACGGGCCUGAUCGUUGUAGGCUCGAAUUCCUCAAACACCCUAUACGUGUACGGUGUGGCUGAUGAACAGUUAGAGAAAUUACACGACAUCAAUCUGCUGCGUGAAGAAAGGCCCAAAGGGGUCACAAUCCAUAAUCAGGAGGCCCUACUGAUGAUGGCAAAGGUGCCCUGUGAAGAGCGUCAGAUGGGUUUGUCAAGGUCCGAGUUCGUAGAGUACGAGGUGAUUCUGCGAUCGAUACCUUUGUCGACGGGUUCAUCUUCGGCGGGUCCAUCGGCUUGCACGCUCCGCACUCUGUUAGGUCAACACGCGAAGAGCUCAGUUUCACUGGAUUCAACGAUCUCCGACGGUGGGCCGGGGGUUCGGGGUAGGGCGGCAUCAACGGCCAGCUCGAGUCACAUGCUCAACAGGGCACACCACAUAGACGGUGUGCUCCCGUUGGGAGGUGACUCUCAGCCGUCGUCAACGAUGACGUGGCCCCGCGGCAUGUUAGGAGACUUGAAAAGCCACCUGCAACACGGCGGAAAUCCUCCUCCGCAGAGACCCAUGAGUGCCCACGCCAACCACCAUCACCACCAAGGGCAUCCUCAUUUAGGCGCACAGUCCGAGGGACAUUUGGCUGCCGCAGCGCAACAGGCAGGAGGCAAGCUCUUGGACGACCUCAAUAGCUUGCUGCACUUCAACGACGGAGUGCGUGACUCAAACCAUUUGCCAAACGACAUGCUGGAUUUGCAGUCUCUUCUGUCAGGAGCUGGAAUCUCGUCAGAUGCGCUCGGCGCCAUAGGAGACGAUCCUGAUUACCGCAAAUUGGCGGGAUAUCACGAGGAGCUGUUCAAGCGAGCGGCUUCCGGCUUAGACAUCGGCUCGAUGGGUGCGGAUGUUCGAAGGAACAACACGCUUCCGAGAGAACACGUCCGCGAGAGGGAACCUCAUGUGCGGUCAGAUUCCUACCCUGGUGAUGGAGGUGCUUCAACGGCCAAUGCGUCCAACUUCAAUGCUAUCUCUGCUCGUCUGGUUUCUCUAGAGGACUCCAUCGCUGGGAUGACUAGAACUCAGACCCGAGAGCUCCAGGAGAUCAAAAACGAGUUAUCAGCUAUUCGUCGACUGCUAAUUUCCGUGUUGUUCCACGUGCUACCCGGAGAGGCGAGGUCGGACGCUGUGUCCAAGUAUACAUAGCCAAAAGCUGAACGAGAAAUCUCACCAGAGGCAGACUUCGAAUCGCCGCCGCCUUUACCUCCGCGCAGA
Molecule: messenger RNA, 2199 nt
Organism: Galendromus occidentalis (western predatory mite)
Lineage: Eukaryota; Metazoa; Arthropoda; Arachnida; Mesostigmata; Phytoseiidae
Exons: 13
Coding region: 1-2130 (709 amino acids)
Molecular function (GO): kinase binding
Source: RefSeq, a predicted model, not a curated record